AUUGAGAAACUGAAGCAGGAGCUGAUUGAUUUGAAACAGCAAAUGCGAGAAGAGAAGAAGCAGCUGGCAGACUAUUAUGCCCAACAAGUAAAAGAACUGGAAGAGAAAUUUCAGAAAAAAGUCAGAGAAAUUGGCCAAAUUCAAUUAGAAUUGAAAUUAAUAAAGGAGUUCCGCACGGAGAAAGCAGCUAUGGAGAAAGAGCUGGAAGAUGUAAAGAAGAGUAUGGAGAUCUCAAACAGGAGACAUCAGGAAGUGGUUGUGAGAUUGGAGAGGAGGUUUCUUGAAGAGAAGAAACGAUUAGAAGAUGAUGUUGAGAAAAAGCAAAUAAUGAUGACAGAGACCACCCAGCAUGAGGCUGUUUUGCAGCUGAACAGCACAGGGAGAGAGGUGUUUAAGGAGAAUGCUUGUCUUCACAGCGCAUGUGCUAAACAGCUGAAAGAGGCAAUGGAAUUGCAGAAAAUUAAACAGAAGUUAGAAGAGGACAAAACUCUUCUGUUACAGGAGAAGGAAACCAGUGAGGGUUUAAUUCAAAAAAAGAUCGUACAGAUCAGUCACCAGAAAGCACAGAUUGGAGAUCUGCAGCGUAAAGUGGAAAAGUUGGAGAUGGCCUUAUGUCGCAUGAGCGAAUCUGUGAGAGAGACUCAGAAAACACAGCAUCAAACACUGAUAGAAAACCAGGCAAGCAUGGUGGAGCUCAAGAAACUGCAGCAACUACUAGAAAUGAAGGAUCGGGAAAUGAACCGAGUGAAGAAACUAGCCCGGAAUAUCUUAAAUGAGAGGACUGAGGUGGAAAGGUUCUUCCUAGAUGCUCUGGAACAUGUGAAGCAAGAGAUCAUAUCCAGUAGAAAGCACUAUAAGAAAAAGGCCCAAAAGGCCUAUUACAGAAAAAUGAUGGAGGCAUGUGCAGGGAAGGCGGAAUUUCCAAAAAUUAAAACAUUCAAAGGCAACAUAAAUAGCACAAAUAGUGUGUACAGAGACCUAGAGGAAGCAGUGAAGUGCUACUGGGAAAAAGUCCAGUUUGAGAAAGUGGAUAUUAGUGAGUUGACAUGGGAACAAAAAGAAUGUGUUCUGCGAUUGCUUUUUGCCAAAAUGAAUGGCACCAGUCCAUGGAAAUACACCAGCGUUUUGGCUACUUCAGCCCCAGCUCCCGAUGAUACUAAAGAAGAAAGCGAAUUUGGGACAGAAGAUACUUCUCCCAACGUAAUCAUUACACAGCAGGCUGAAUUAUCAGAUUCAUCAUCUUCUGACGUAAUCCUUCCGCGUAUUCAGAUGUUAACACCACAGACAGAGUAA
This is a messenger RNA of Pterocles gutturalis (yellow-throated sandgrouse), 1293 nucleotides long. RefSeq names its product coiled-coil domain containing 176 (gene BBOF1). Lineage: Eukaryota; Metazoa; Chordata; Aves; Pterocliformes; Pteroclidae. The annotation marks the transcript as partial. The transcript is spliced from 10 exons. The record is from RefSeq and is a predicted model, not a curated record.